This is a messenger RNA of Synchiropus splendidus (mandarinfish), 502 nucleotides long. RefSeq names its product histone H2A type 2-B. The transcript has a single exon. Gene Ontology annotation, molecular function: DNA binding; structural constituent of chromatin; protein heterodimerization activity. The coding region runs from base 1 to 378 and encodes 125 amino acids. NCBI's taxonomy places the organism in Eukaryota, Metazoa, Chordata, Actinopteri, Syngnathiformes, Callionymidae. Gene Ontology annotation, cellular component: nucleosome. The record is from RefSeq and is a predicted model, not a curated record.
AUGUCUGGAAGAGGAAAGGGUGCCGGAAAAGCGCGUGCUAAGGCCAAGUCGCGCUCAUCUAGAGCUGGACUCCAGUUCCCGGUCGGUCGUGUCCACAGGCUACUAAGGAAAGGCAACUAUGCAGAGCGUGUCGGUGCUGGUGCUCCCGUCUACCUGGCGGCUGUGCUGGAGUAUCUGACCGCUGAGAUCCUGGAGCUGGCUGGAAACGCCGCCCGCGAUAACAAGAAGACCAGGAUCAUCCCCCGCCACCUGCAGCUGGCUGUCCGCAACGAUGAGGAGCUCAACAAGCUGCUUGGAGGAGUCACCAUCGCCCAGGGUGGUGUCCUGCCCAACAUCCAGGCGGUUCUGCUGCCCAAGAAGACCGAGAAGUCCAAAUGAAUGAUCCUGACGUUCCCACAAACCAACGGCUCUUUUAAGAGCCACUCACAUAUGUCUACUGACUUUCAUCCAUAUGAAUGUAAAGCAAUGACUUGGCACAAACGUCCACAACAUUUGCAAUCGC